GCAGCUACCGGGCAGAAGCCUCCGGGACGCCGGGCACCCCCCGACCCACCCGAGCAAGAAGAGACGACUAAAGUACCUCCCCUCCGCUUGCCCCUCCUCUCACCCUAUAUCCCGGGACAGGUGGAGGGUCCGCCCAUUCCCCACCUGGGCGGGGAAGGCGCUGCCGAUUCCUCCUCCCCCCUUCUCCUUGCUCCCGCCCUAUCCUCCUCCUCCGCGGCGUCCCCAGAGGGAGCCCCUGCGCUCCGCGGCCGGGAGGAGUGCGCAGCCGGGCGCGCCCCGUCCCGCAGCCGGCUCCAGCCGCUCCGCAAGCCCCCACGCACCCGCUGCCGCCUGCAGCAGGAGGAGCAGAGGGAGGAGGAGGAGGAAGGCGGCAGCAGCAGCAGCAGCGGCAGCCCGCCCGCAGCGGGGCACGCACGUGUGCGCGCAGCCCUCGACGGCCGCCCUCCAGCAUGGUGCGCGGAACCGCGCCGGGCAGAGCGGCGGACAGGAGCUAAUCGCGGCGGCGGGAGACGAGAAGAGCCGAGCAGAGCAAAGCAGAGGAGCGGCUCCGCGGCAGCCUCCGUGCGUCCGUCCCGUCCGAGCCCCCCACCCCUCCGAGGGAGCGGCGGUCCCGCAGCAUGGGCGGCCGCAGCCCCCUCGCCGCCGGGCCCCGCGGGGCCGCUGUCCUGGUGCUGCUCCUGGGGCGCGUCGCCCUCUGCUCCGCCGUGGAGGAGAAGAAAGUUUGUCAAGGGACAAAUAACAAGCUGACCCAGCUGGGACAUGUGGAAGACCAUUUCACCAGCCUGCAGAGGAUGUACAACAACUGCGAGGUGGUACUGAGCAACCUGGAGAUUACCUACGUGGAGCACAAUCGUGACCUCUCUUUCUUGAAGACAAUACAGGAGGUUGCAGGCUACGUGCUCAUCGCACUUAACAUGGUGGAUGUCAUUCCCCUAGAAAACCUCCAGAUCAUCCGAGGCAAUGUGCUGUAUGACAACUCUUACGCCCUGGCAGUUUUAUCGAAUUACCACAUGAAUAAAACCCAGGGACUCCGAGAGCUGCCAAUGAAACGGCUAUCAGAAAUUCUUAAUGGAGGUGUUAAGAUCAGCAACAACCCCAAACUGUGCAACAUGGACACCGUUCUUUGGAACGACAUCAUUGACACGAGCAAGAAGCCUCUCACGGUUCUUGAAUUUGCAAGCAACCUGUCUUCUUGUCCCAAAUGCCAUCCGAACUGCACAGAAGACCACUGCUGGGGUCCUGGUGAACAGAACUGCCAGACAUUAACAAAAGUCAUCUGUGCCCAGCAGUGCUCUGGCCGGUGCAGAGGAAAGGUGCCCAGCGACUGCUGCCACAACCAGUGUGCUGCAGGGUGCACGGGGCCUCGGGAGAGUGACUGCCUGGCAUGCCGCAAGUUUCGGGAUGAUGCUACAUGCAAAGACACAUGUCCCCCAUUGGUCUUGUAUAACCCCACCACCUAUCAGAUGGAUGUCAACCCUGAAGGAAAAUACAGCUUUGGAGCCACUUGUGUGAGGGAAUGUCCACACAACUACGUUGUGACAGACCAUGGCUCCUGCGUUCGCUCAUGCAAUACUGAUACUUAUGAAGUGGAAGAAAACGGUGUUCGGAAGUGUAAAAAGUGUGAUGGGCUAUGCAGCAAAGUGUGCAACGGCAUUGGAAUAGGGGAACUUAAAGGGAUCCUCUCCAUAAACGCCACAAACAUUGACUCCUUCAAAAACUGUACAAAGAUCAACGGAGAUGUCAGCAUUCUCCCAGUUGCAUUUCUAGGUGAUGCUUUCACGAAGACCCUACCCUUGGAUCCCAAGAAGUUGGAUGUCUUCAAAACAGUCAAAGAAAUAUCAGGAUUUUUGUUGAUUCAGGCCUGGCCCGAUAAUGCUACUGAUCUCUAUGCUUUUGAAAAUCUGGAGAUUAUACGAGGCAGAACCAAGCAACAUGGCCAGUACUCCCUUGCCAUUGUUAACUUGAAAAUACAGUCACUGGGGCUGCGCUCCCUCAAGGAAAUAAGUGAUGGAGAUGUUGCCAUUAUGAAGAACAGGAACCUCUGCUAUGCUGACACCAUGGACUGGCGCAACCUGUUUGCAACUCAGAGCCAGAAAACAAAGAUUAUACAGAACAGAAAUAAAAAUGAUUGUGCUGCUGCCAGGCACGUUUGUGACCCCCUAUGCUCAGAUGUGGGCUGCUGGGGCCCCGGACCCUUCCACUGCUUCGCCUGCAGGUUUUUCGAUCGCCAGAAGGAGUGUGUGAAACAGUGCAAUAUCCUGCAAGGGGAGCCGAGAGAGUUUGAAAGGGACUCCAAAUGCCUCCCCUGCCACCCUGAGUGCCUGGUGCAAAACUCCACCGCGUACAACGCAACCUGCACUGGACCUGGCCCUGACAAUUGCAUGAAGUGUGCCCAUUUUAUAGACGGCCCCCACUGUGUGAAAUCCUGCCCAGCGGGGGUUCUGGGCGAGAACGACACCCUCGUCUGGAAAUAUGCUGACAGGAAUGCUGUUUGCCAGCUCUGCCAUCCAAACUGUACCCGGGGGUGCAAAGGGCCAGGUCUUGAAGGCUGUCCAAACGGGUCCAAAAUCCCAUCUAUUGCAGCUGGUGUCGUCGGAGGUCUCCUGUGCCUGGUAGUUGUCGGGUUGGGCAUUGGACUUUACUUGCGGAGGCGCCACAUCGUCAGAAAGCGGACCCUGCGCCGGCUGCUGCAGGAGAGGGAGCUUGUCGAACCACUGACACCCAGCGGAGAGGCACCAAACCAGGCUCAUCUGAGAAUUUUAAAGGAAACAGAGUUUAAAAAGGUCAAAGUUUUAGGCUCAGGAGCUUUUGGCACUGUUUAUAAGGGACUUUGGAUCCCAGAAGGGGAGAAAGUUAAAAUUCCUGUCGCUAUUAAAGAGUUGAGAGAGGCUACAUCACCAAAAGCCAACAAGGAAAUACUUGAUGAAGCUUAUGUGAUGGCUAGUGUUGACAAUCCUCAUGUAUGCCGCUUGUUGGGAAUUUGCCUCACUUCUACUGUUCAGCUCAUCACACAGCUGAUGCCUUAUGGCUGCCUCCUUGAUUACAUCCGAGAGCACAAGGACAACAUCGGCUCCCAGUACCUUCUCAACUGGUGUGUGCAGAUUGCAAAGGGAAUGAACUAUUUGGAGGAGCGUCGCCUGGUGCACCGUGACCUUGCUGCCAGGAAUGUCCUCGUUAAGACUCCUCAACAUGUGAAAAUCACAGACUUUGGGCUGGCAAAGCUGCUCGGCGCCGAUGAGAAGGAGUAUCACGCCGAGGGAGGCAAGGUUCCUAUUAAAUGGAUGGCCUUGGAGUCAAUUUUACACCGGAUUUAUACUCAUCAAAGUGAUGUCUGGAGUUAUGGUGUGACAGUCUGGGAGCUGAUGACAUUUGGGUCCAAGCCGUACGACGGGAUCCCCGCCAGUGAAAUCUCCUCUGUCCUGGAGAAGGGCGAGCGUUUGCCCCAGCCCCCCAUCUGUACCAUCGAUGUGUACAUGAUCAUGGUCAAAUGCUGGAUGAUCGAUGCAGACAGCCGUCCCAAGUUUCGCGAACUGAUAGCGGAGUUCUCAAAAAUGGCCCGUGACCCCCCACGCUAUCUUGUUAUACAGGGAGAUGAUAGGAUGCACUUGCCUAGCCCUACAGACUCCAAGUUUUAUCGCACCCUGAUGGAGGAGGAAGACAUGGAAGAUAUAGUGGACGCGGAUGAGUAUCUCGUGCCACACCAGGGCUUCUUCAACAGCCCCUCAACAUCCCGCACUCCUCUCUUGAGUUCAUUGAGUGCAACUAGCAACAAUUCUGCUACAACCUGUAUUGACAGAAAUGGGCAGGGACACCCUGUGAGGGAAGACAGCUUUGUCCAGAGGUAUAGCUCAGACCCAACAGGCGCUUUCUUGGAGGACAGCAUAGACGACAGCUUCCUGCCAGCCCCGGAGUAUGUAAACCAGUUGGUGCCCAAGAAAGCAUCUGCCUCAGCAGUCCAGAAUCCAAUCUACAACAACUUCUCACUCACAGCAAACUCAAAGGUCCCCAUGGACUCCAGCUACCAGAAUUCACACAGCACAGCUGUGGACAACCCCGAGUAUCUCAACACCAACCAGUCUCCGCUGGCCAAGACAGUCUUCGAGAGCUCUCCAUACUGGAUCCAAGCGGGCAACCACCAAAUAAAUCUGGACAAUCCUGACUACCAGCAGGACUUCUUACCGAAGGAAACCAAACCUAACGGUCUCUUGAAAGUUCCUGCAGCAGAGAAUCCGGAGUACUUGAGGGUAGCAGCACCAAAAAGUGAAUACAUUGAAGCCUCAGCAUGACCAUAGAGAAUUUCUUCUUGCAGCAAGGCAAGCCAGGCUCUCGGUGAACCACCUGGCUGUUGCAAGAACGGACUCUCACUGACAGUGAAUGGCGACUGCAAUGCAUCAAUAAGCACACCUUUCCUUUUCAGCAUGGGGGCUGAAACUGCGAAGCUUAUGUGAUGGUAGGUUUGGGUCUUUUCUUGCCCAUUUCCGGAUAAUAACUGAGGCCCAUAGCCUGCACUUGGCUGCGUGUUGGGAUGGAGCAGGAUCUUCCUGGAUGGAAGAAAUACGGAUGCAUUUCUUUCAUUUUCAAAUGGUAGCAUGGUAAGAAGCCACUCUGGGAUGAACUUGAGAGCUGUACACAUUGUACAGUCAAAUUCCUUUCUACAGUCUGUUUUUUUAAAAAUGUUUCUAACAUAAUUUUUGGAUCUUUUACAAGAUCAGAUGAUUGUACUGCUGGUCUGCUAUGUGGUGCUCAGAUCACCAGCAGGAAAAAAGAAAUAAUAUUACUAAAUAGUUUUCCAAAACUCCUGGAACAGAAACAGUUAUUCCAAACCACCGGAUUUCUACAAAUUGGCUCCAUAUAUUGCUUCUUGGCAUGAAGAGGAGAAAUGCAUCUGGGGAACAUAUGGGAGAUUGUGCCCAGGGCAGUAUGGAGUGGAUCAUUCCGGGUAAAACUAGCACAAGGAGCAAAAUGGCAUGAUGCAUCACCUACUGACCACUACUGCUAAAAACUGACAGGAGGAACUCACCUCAAAGUCAUCUGUACAUGGUUAUAAAGUGCUCGCUAGUCUGCUUUCUGAUGGUCAAACACAAGACUUCUUUUUCUGAUCCCUUAUGCAGCUGUCGAGUUGUCAAAAUGCCUUUCUUCAACAAAACUGUUAAAGAUGUUGCCGUAACUGAAAAAUGAGGUGUCAAAUAAUGUUUAACAGACUUUAAUUAAAUGUCAAGGAAAUGCAAUGGGGCAAAUUGGAGCAUUCAAGAGACAGACUGGAAGAGCUAUACUGAAUUAGACUUGACUAGGGCAAGAAACACAGGUAUCUCUAGCCAAGUGGUUUUAUUUCCCUUCUUAAAGGGGCUCAGAACAGAAAUCAUUUUCCCUUAUAGAUCUGACAAAGAAAAGGGGUGUUACGCUUUACUCACUUCAAGGCAGAAUACUGCCCAUUGUUGUACUGUGCUGGGGUCUGGUUGCCUGUUCCUUUGCGGUUACAUACCCUGGCAAUGCAGGAGGGGCAGUGAGAAUGAAUUAAGGACAGGAAGAAUAAUCUGGAGUGAUGGAAAAUAUUAUCUCCCUCUUCUGAAACACAGGGCUGCCUAGUACUUCUUUAAAAUACCCAGCAUCAUCUUCUGUUUUCAGUGUGGAAUAGGCGGAGUAGGCAAGGCUAAAAUUUCAGCUUCAUAGUAUAAAUCAAUCACAGCAGCAAAAGCAGCUACUCUUUCCAGGGGCCUGUGAUACAGAACUUCAGAUUCUUCCAUCAUUAACAUUUCUUAUGAAUGUAGGAGGAGUAAAAUGCCUAAAGCGUGAAUUUAGUCAGUAAUUUAGAUGCAUCCCACCAGCAGCUUGGCAGUGCUAUUUUAAUCAAACCACUAGAUCAGAAAGCAAAUGCACAUUUGUUGGUUUUGGUACAAAGGUUGAACUAGUUGAACAUUGGCAACUUGCUUGAGGGUAGCAUAAGCAGCUGAGUUGCAGAAGAUAUGUAGUCUAUAUUAAGUAGCAAGAAAUAGUCAAAUUUAUGCCACCACUGUGUUUUGAAUAUAUCAGUAUGUGUUUCAGUUUAAGUAUUGCAUCUGGAGUCCAGGAUCAAGAAGCAAAUCCUCAGAACAUUGUUUUUACAGAUUUAUUGAGGAAUGAAGGACAAGAAUGGUCAUGUGAAGUGACCCCUUUUAUAAGUAACACAGUGUAAAAUGCAUUAGCAGCUUGUGUGUGUGCAAUAGUUCAUUGGCCACGCUAUGGUCUAGGGCAGAGCAGUAUAUUGGGUCAAAAUCCAAAGAUUAUCCUGUUUGGUACAUCUGUGCCACCAUGACCAAGUCCCAGGCACAGCGGUAUGGAGGAUGCAAUGUUUGACUUUGAUUAUUACUGUCUUGUGUUUAAAACACUAUCCAAAAUUCAGUUCCCACACCCAAUUAGUGGCAGAUUUCUCCUUGCAUUCCUGAGAGCAGAUUUGUUGUGUUGCUCUCACAAGCGUGCAACAUGUACGCACAGGCAGCACUGCUUUUCUCCACCCACCACCCCAGGAGGAGUGUACAUAGAACCAAAAAAAGAUCUUAACAGAAAUCACAGACAAUUUUAAAUUUGCUAAAUCUGUUAUGUCUCCAAGCAGAACACUAGAAAAUCACAUAGUGCACAUUCUCCUGCAGAACCUUUCCGACGGUAUUGUGCAAAAGAAUGUGUUGAUGUUUUGUUUUAAUCUGUUAGCUAAAACAAGAAAGUGACUAAGAAAUAGCAAUAUGUAUCACCAGCAUUAUAUAGCAUUAACAUUAUUUAAUAGAGGUUACUAUGCUUGCCUAUAACAAUUUAGGAGGGAUUCAGUAGUGACUCAUUGCUAGAAACAGGGAGAUUCAUCUAAAAAUUAAGCAAUGUAAGUUUUAAAGAGCAUCACUUUUGGAAUGUAUUGUUUUUGAUGAAAAAAGCAGGAAAGAGGAUGUAGGACCACAAACUCUUAGUGCAAACGUACAGAUUCUGGAUUGGUGGGAUCAGCUGAUUUGUAAAGUAGUUCUGGUAAAGAAGCAUCCUGUAAAUUUGUAAUGAUUACGUUACAUGAUUUGUAAAUUGGCAGCUCAGUAAUUGUUCAAAAGCCAGCAAAAAAACAAAAACUGGGCAGUGUGGUAUAGUCAGUGGGCAGUGCCUGCAGGGGCAGAUACAGUGGCAGUAGGAGAGAUGGGACCGCACAGCUGCGUGGCUGUCGCUGGAGGCAUGGGUGCUAUGCAGGGUGAUGUUCGUAGGGUAACAGACAGCUGCAAUGUACCAAAUAAUGUCCACUCAAUAAGCAACUGAAAUGGUCUGGUUUUCCCACUGCAGCUCACUGACCAUGUAACACAAAGGGUUCCCGUGCAGGUCACAGGUGCUCAUAAAGGCGAACACGGUUAGGCAGUGUUUCAUGGGACCUUGCUGAUGCAAUGUUGCAUGGAGUUCAGGCUACUGGGACAUACUACUAGAACAUAAAAGUUGUGUUUUUACAAAUAUUAGAAAAAAGAUACACGCAUCUUGAGAGCUUACAUAAAUCAACAUCCAAAAAUAACUUGAAAGUGCUGCUGUUGUCUCUCAGGAGAUGUGGGUAGAAAAUUAUUAUUUUUAAAAUGCAGCUGAAUAGGAGAAUGUAGCAGGGCACAGCCACUUCUAAAAGCUAAGAGAGUCUUACCAGUCAAGAAAAUAAAAUUUACCCUUUUUACUGUAUUUCUCAUGGAAGGCAAAAUAAAACCAUUCACAAGUUAGUGCUUAGCGUCUCUUAAUCAUAAAGCAGCAGUUAAUAUGAAACUGCCUUUGCAAUAAUAAUUUAAGACUUUUAAUAACUGCUAAGUAUAUUAAAAUGUAAGUGAAGUCAAGAGUCUUCAUCUUUGAUGUUUUCCAGUGAUUUGUGUACAGUGUCAGUGCACUUGACUUCAUUUGGGCCUUGAGUUGUUUUCUUCUGCUUCAAAGGGAAUUGGCUUGGAAAGUUUCCUUCAUGUUGCAAUCCGUCUUGUCGGGUAAAUUCAUCCAAGAGGCAUGGGGCUUGCUUUUGUUUCCAGCUGGCAGGCAACAAUGCAGUGAGUUUUCUAGAGAGAGCAGCUGGAAAUAAAUGGUGGUUUCUGGAAUGCCUUAGGGUGAUGCCCUGUCCCACCAGCGUCACUGUCAGAUGGCCAUGUGAAGCCCCGGCAUUAGAAAAUACAGUCCUGUGGUUUAUUUGAAAGGAAGGGGCUUGUGUAUUGAGAGUAAUGCCAGGGAAGGGUUGCAGCCAGCCAAUCCAUACCUAAGACAGCUGCCAAAUUUGCCCAGGGACAUCACUGAGGCCAUUGGCUGUUCCUGCAGGUACAGGCAGGAAUAGCCACGUGGCUUCUGUCCCUGCUAGGGCUUGAAGCAAAGCCCUCUUGCAGAGAUUGCUUGUGCAAAAACCAAUGUAUGCAGCAUUCGUACUAUGGGGUGAAUCUCUUCUCUUCCCUAGGAGAUGCAAUUAGGGCUACAACAAUAUCACAGGACCCCAAACAGCUUAAAUAGGUCCCAUCACAAGGUGCCUGGGGUGUCCUUGGUCUGUCUGGGGGUGCUCCAGGGUGCCAAGGAGAAACCUUGCAUUUCCAGACAAGUGCUCAUUUUUCAGAUUCGGAGUUCAACAUCUCUGUUAGUAUGACUGCUGCCUCACCAGAUGAGCAGUUACGGUACUCUGGCUUUUGUUUCCCUCUGUGUUUCUCUGUGAGAAAACAGCUGAAUCAGGACUAAGUAUGAAAAUGUACCUGUGUCCUCCUUCCUGAUGGAAUGGUAUAUUCAUGAAAUGUCAAACUCUGUAUAACACUUAGCAAGAAUUCUUUGUAAUGUUUUAUCACCACUGGUUCAAAUUUUUGUAUUGGGAUCCCAUUUUCUACCUUUCUUUUUGUAAGUGUUAUCUCUUUGUUCUGACAUACAACUUUUAAGGAGCCUUUUUAAAAUAAUAAUUAAAAAAAAAAGUUUAUACAAAAGAAAAACACACCUUCAAGUAGCUUGUCAAAUGGGCUGCAUUAGGACCAAAGAUGUAAUGUCUUGUUUUCUUGCUUUAAAGGAAAAGGGUAUUCAUUACCACUUGACAGCCUCUUUCCACAGGGAAAAGCUACAGAUCUCUACUCUUCACUGGGGCUGGGCCAGACCUCCACUAAGCCAAGAGGACUUGACAGGAGGGUGAGGCCUCCAUAGAAAACCAAACCAAAUAUCAGGAGCAGGUAUCACUUCAGGGCCAGACCUACAACCUCUACUCCAUUUUGAUUAAUUUUCUACUCAACGCAAUAGCUAAACAGGGUCAUGGUCAAGAAAAAAGAAACAAAUACAUGAUGAUUUGGCUCAGUAUCAGGAAAAAAUACAAUGUGAAGAUGAGAUAUAGCGAGAUAAUUGCUUUUUAUGUGAGAAAGUGUGUAGGCAGGCAGUGAGACUUUAAGCCAAUAACACUUCUGGUUAUGUAUUACUUUAAUUAUGCGGGGGAGUUGAAAUCAUGGCACUUACAUUCUGCUACAAGUCCUGCCUCUGUUCGACUUCCUGUGUUUUGGUAGAUCACCUGUAUUACUGUGGCUGCAUGAGAAUAUUACUGUGGCUGCAUGAGAAUUGCAGGUUGGUCAGAGGUACUGCAUGCAACCUCUCCUUCUUAUACAGGGAGAGGAGAGUGCGGCAAUAGAAGGCUGUACCAUAGUAAGUGGUCAAGCAAACCCACAGUAGCAUCCAAAAAAAAGGGUUUCCUGAGGAAAAAAUUGAUAACAGGAGGCCUACUGGCAAAAGACAUGCCACUUGUUGCACCACUGAAGUCAGCAGGCAAAAUGCCUUGAGCCAAGAUUCAGGGCUGGUACUUCACCAACUUUGUUCUCAUCCUCUUACAAUGGCACAAAUGGGGCUGUCUGGAUGCGUGACAGCAUGGGCCUUGUGGUCUCUCCAUACCUCUCGCCUUGAAGUAAUGGAUUUUCCUGAUUAAUAAGGUGAAAACCAGAAAUGAAACCCGCCGCUAACGACUGGAUUGGUUGAAGGUGUUGUUCCUAUGUAGCUGAUACGGUACGUCGUUUCCAGUUGUGCUGGAAUUUAUCCAGACCCUUCUCCUUACCUCUCGCAAGCUUGCUGGGGCAUGUGCAUUUGCAACCACCAUCGAUGUUAUCCUCAUAUUUUGUGAAAGGGAGUAAAUAAAGCAGUUAUCUACAAUGGUAGGAGGCUUGGCUCACAAACAUAUGUUGCUUUUUUAAUCCUAUGUUCCUAAUAUUGUUCCCCUUGAAAUUAAUGGGACGUUUAACUUGAUUACACUGAGAGUAUAAAACAAGGCUAAUGUUGAGUGAUUUUUUUAAAAUCCCUCACAAUAAUCAGAGAUCCUAUGGAUCCAUUGCCCGUUUUAGGCUGCUUUGUAUUGAUGCAAUCAACCGAGUAUAAGGUAUAAUGUCUUGGUUUUAAUAAACUGUCAAGCAAUAUAUCCAUAGAUACAGAUGGUACCCUCACAGCAUUGUAAAGUUACUCAACUAUGAAAGCACUAUUUGUAUAAUAAGAAACUCUUGACUUUUGUAUGGUUUAAUGGUUUAUACUGUUGAUCAAAGAUUGUUUGUAUAUUGAGCGAUAAAAAUGAGGUGUAUAUUAUUCUUUUUAAUUGUUUUUAAUUUUUGGAGAACUUUUAUUGUAAUAUACUGUUGUAUUCGGGGGGAAGAAAUACCAGUGGCUAGCUUGUAGGGUUUGUAGCCAGAGAAGAACUCACAUGAAGGGUUCUUUAUUGAUUGACUUAGAUUUUUUUUUUUCUGGUAAAAGUUGUCACCUUGGGGAUUUAUCCAGAGCUUAGUGAAGCUAAUAACAGGACCCUUUCCUCUCUCCAAGACUCUUUGGCUCUCUGCAUGUACAGCGCUGAAGUUUCACAAUGUGAGCAGUAAUAAAGCUAACACUUGUGACCAUUGGAAGUGCAAUAUGAAAGCCCAGGUGCUGCUUAUCAGGGCACUAAUAAAAGCUGCUCUUUCCAAUUGCAUGGCAGGUUCUCACUUCACUUUUAUUAUACUAGCAGAUGCAGAGUCAAAAUAAUCCCUCAAAAGCUUAUCCAUAUUAUGUGGUGUAUGAAGCCAUACUGCUGGCCAUUUUUGAAUUGCAUAGCUAUGAGCUAUGCAACAGCAAUGCAGGACUCCCUCGUAAGGAAAGGUAAAAUAAAGUCUCAACCAGAGUCACACUGGUGACUUAAAUUCUUGUACUACAUUAUGCAAAAAGAAAACCUCCUGGCAAACCCAGUCAAAUGAAGCCCCAGCAUUCCCCUGAGUAUUGGUGUUUAAUUAUCCAACUGGUAGAACAUGUAGCAGACAAAGGAAUUACAGGGUCCUCAACAAAACAGCAAAAUACACUGGGUUGACAAAACAGUAAAGAGAGGAGCUGGAACCGUUCAUACACAUUCAGCCUGGAUAAGUCCCUGGUAUCAUGAUCAGUAAAUUAAAUCAUCUUUGUCUUUAUAAAUGAACUCUGUACACAGAAAAAAAAAAGCCACUACAGCACCUUUCUCAUUUUCACCUUUCCAUCCAGUCCCUUCCAACACGUAGGCUGCAUGUUUUACCAGCUCAACCUAUUUUAUGCAGAAAAGACAUAGUCUUAAUCUUCAUAUUACUGGUUCUCAGAAAUGUCUAAUGCGUAUUAAUGCAUGAUAUUUUUAUUUUAAUAAAAGUAAUUAAAUAAA
This is a messenger RNA of Phalacrocorax carbo (great cormorant), 11599 nucleotides long. Lineage: Eukaryota; Metazoa; Chordata; Aves; Suliformes; Phalacrocoracidae. The record is from RefSeq and is a predicted model, not a curated record.